UUCUCUUAAUUGUUUACAACUUGUGCCUCUGAUUGUCUUGAAUUUUGUGAUAACAAUUAACUGUUUCAUUCCCUUGCUUGAUUUAAUUCUGAUCAUCAUCUUAACUUGUAAUUAUCAUAUCAUAUCAGUUCCUUCAUUUUCAUUAAUAGUUGAAUGAAACUCCAACUGUUGAUAAGCUUAAUUUUUGAUUCUUAAUAAAAUUGUGAUUAAUUAAAUUUAUAAUACAUCAACUAAUUUGGUUUUAGUAUUUUUCUAAAAUAUUUCCAUAGAAAUUUUUAUUAUUCAAGUUUAAUUCUAUUCUCUUUUUGGAUAUUUCAUCAAUCAUUGGAAAAUCGUUACCAUGUUAUUAGCCGCAUUAGUACCCAAGUUAAUUGGAUUUCGAGCUUGUAUUCCUCGUUCAUUGUCAGCUACAAUAUCAUCAUCAUCUUCAUCUUCAUCUGGCUCAAGUACAUCAGUUAAUGAUAACAAGCGGCAACUUCGACCAUUAACCUUGGAUGAAUCAUUACAAUUAAAGGACAAAUCAUCUUACCUACAUGCAGCUCAUUGUUUACUUUACUGUAAAAUAACUGACAACGAUGCUGAAUGUAUUUUCGGCUUGUGUCAGGUACGAUUUGAUGGAAAAUUAGGCUUUCCUGGAGGUGCUGUUGGCAAUAAAUACGAAGAGAUUCAUGAAACUGGUGAUAUAAUAAAGGGAUUGGAAAGGGAGCUGGAAGAGGAGAUAAAUUAUACUUCUAUGCCAAGUGAAUCUCUUACCCAUGAAAACAAUGGUUAUAUUCAUAACCAGUAG
This is a messenger RNA of Panonychus citri (citrus red mite), 787 nucleotides long. Its product is annotated as U8 snoRNA-decapping enzyme-like. Lineage: Eukaryota; Metazoa; Arthropoda; Arachnida; Trombidiformes; Tetranychidae. Bases 341 to 787 code for a protein of 148 amino acids. The record is from RefSeq and is a predicted model, not a curated record. The transcript has a single exon.